This is a messenger RNA of Populus trichocarpa (black cottonwood), 1009 nucleotides long. RefSeq names its product caffeic acid 3-O-methyltransferase-like. The coding region runs from base 26 to 760 and encodes 244 amino acids. Gene Ontology annotation, molecular function: protein dimerization activity; O-methyltransferase activity; S-adenosylmethionine-dependent methyltransferase activity. NCBI's taxonomy places the organism in Eukaryota, Viridiplantae, Streptophyta, Magnoliopsida, Malpighiales, Salicaceae. Gene Ontology annotation, biological process: methylation. The record is from RefSeq and is a predicted model, not a curated record. The transcript has 2 exons.
CUUUUCCUAUUGCAAGCAAAAACAAAUGGCAACCUCAACCUAUGAGGAAGACUAUCAUCUCCAGUAUGCUAUGCAACUUUCAAGUGCAUCAGUGCUGCCUCUGGUUUUGAAAGCAGCAAUAGAGCUAGGUGUGUUUGAGAUAAUAGAAAAGGCUGGUCCUGAUGCCUUGCUCUCAGCUUCAGAUAUUGUCGCUCAAUUUCCCACACAAAACAAUCCGGAAGCCCAUAUUCUGCUAGACCGUAACCUCUGCCUGCUCGCAAGCCAUUCCAUUCUUACUUGCUCAGUGUCCACCAAGAAUAUUCAGGAUGGUCAUUCCCAGAGGUUAUAUGGAUUAGCACCUAUGGCCAAAUACUUUACCAAGAACCAGGAUGGAGGAUCGUUGAGUCCCUUUUUAGCUAUGAUUCAUGACAAGGUUAUGAUGGAUAUGUGGUACCACUUAAAAGACGCAGUUCUGGAAGGAGGGAUUCCAUUUGAAAAGGCUCACGGGAUAAAUUCUGCAGAAUAUCUAAAAAAAGAUGCAAGAUUUUGUGAGCUAUUCAGCAGUUCCAUGAAAAGUUUCAACGUUACAUUUAUGGAGACAAUUCUGGACAUAUAUGAUGGAUUUGAAGGUGUAAAAUGCUUGGUGGAUGUGGGUGGUGGAAAUGGUUCUAUCCUUAACAUGAUCAUUACCAAGUACCCUGCAAUUAAGGGUAUCAACUAUGAUUUGGCUUCAGUUGUGGAAAGCUCACCAUCCUACCCAGGUAUUGAUCUUUUGUUUUGAUCUUUUAUUUUAACUUAUUACUAACAAAUCGAAAGGAUGCUUGCCUCUUCUUGAAGUUGAAACGCGACUAGUAUAUAUAUAUAUAUGAUCCCCAAAGUCUUGAUGCUGAUAAAUUAUUACAUGUCGAUGACAACAAAAGCAUGUCUCGAUCAAUCAUACAUGAAGCUCAAACAUAUGUUGUUUUUACUGUUCACAACCUCUCGUAUUUUAUUAUAAAUUACAGUAGUGCAAUUUUUAGAGUUUUUUUAA